ACCUAAUAUGGGAUAACUAGCGUCGCCUAAUGACUACCAUUUUCGGAAUGGACCCGCAGGCGCCUUGAUGUUGACAAGACCAUCUCGGGUUGAGACGCACCAUCUUUUGGCUAUUUUCAGUGGUCGGAAAUCACCAUGUUCAUCGCCAGUUGUGUUCUUUUUAGCUUCGGUUUCCUAAUAUCUCUUCAUCCGUUCCUUGAAACUGCUCACAAACGCCACAGGUGAUGCCGCAUUUCGCAUAACGGAAACCCAACGCCCCCCCCCCCCGCGCCCCUCUGCAACUCCCCCACCCACCCAACCUCUCCUCGCCAAACGUCGCCUUCUUCCUGCAUUUCGGACACGGAUGCGCCGGGUCCCCAACUUCAAGAACCAUACAGUAUAUAGUUUGCGCAAAUGGGUUAACUGCCGGCCUGCUCACUAGAACUAAGAUUUCGGUCUCGAAGCCUGGUUCAACCCCCCAACCACGUUUGGCAUCCAACAUGCUCAUCGGUCCCUUUGACCGCCGUAAACGGCGCCACCGGUGUGACAGCUGUACGAGGAGCCACUUGAAGUGCUCUGGUGAUACCCCCUGCACCACUUGCGUGAAACGCCACCAGCCCUGCCAUUACCUCGUAGCAGCGCAAAAGAAGCCGGCCAUUCUUGUCGACCAAGGGAGGCAGCAAACAGUCGACACCUACUCUGUCCAAAAAGCACACCGGCUAGUUUUUACCAGUAAGAUGGUCAAACUGCCCCCUCGCUCAGACCCGGCCUUGCUCUACUUCUCCUACUACCACGCAUUCCUCCAGAACAACAAAUUCUCCAGCCUUGAAACGCCACAGGAAGAUGCCGGGCAGCUAAUGAGACACGGCGACCCGGAGGCCUUCUUACGCGACGCCAUGUUGUCUCUGGGUGCCCUGCAAGCCUCGAAGCUGAGUGCUGUCCAGAAGUCGAAAAGGGCCCACUACCAGUCUGCCCUGGAAUCUUAUACGAGGGCGAUUGCGGGACUCAGACAUGCUCUCUCCCGGCCCGGCAGAAACAACGAACCCCAUCUGAGGGCGGGGAUCCUUUGGACUACUUUGCUGCUCGGCCUCUUCGAGCUGAUGAACGACGCUACUGGCGACGGGUGGCUGCAGCACCUUGUCCACGGCACAGCGCAGGCCUUGAUAGCGGGUAGUCCCUCGGCAUGCAUCUCUGGGUCUUGCAGCAGGUUCUUCACAGAGUCCAAGAUAUUCGAGGUCUGCCGGGCAAUCCUGUUUAAUCAGCCGAGUUUCCUCGCCGAAGACGGAUGGAUGGCGCUCUCCGCAUCUUUACGGUCAUCCUCGACGACGUGGAACAAGUCACAGAAAGCGUUGGAUUCUUUGCUCGAUAUCGUGGUUCUGUGCUCUUCAUUGCGUGUUCGUGCGGCGGAACUUGUUGAAUCAUUACAAUCCUCAGCAUCCUCGCUAAACGCCACAGAGCAGGCGCAAGCUAUCUCGCUCGAGGGCUUUGCGUUACGCAGCCGCCUUCGGCAUUGGGCAUCCGCCUGUCAUACCUCCCCCGUCUUCCGCGACUCGAGCACAAGGCAAGACUCGGCCGAGAGCGCGCCCGAAUCCGAAUCCCAGCUCCUAGCAGCGACCUUCUUCUCCGCCACCAGCAUCUACCUCUCUGGCGUGUUCGACUACGAGCUGUGCUAUUGGCAGAGCCUAGAUCUACCCACCUCUACCCUGGGCGAAGAUGAGAUCCAGCAACACGUUACCUUCAUCUUGGCUCUGAGCCAGCGGGUUCUGGCUGAAACCAGGAUCUCUCCGCUGCUGCUCCUGUUCCCCCUCCGGGUUGCCAGCGCACGAGCUCGGCAGAAGGAACAAAAGGAGCAGAUCAUGAGAUUGCUAGGGAGGGUUGGAUCGAGCUUUGCUGUUGCUGGGGCUAUCGUGGCUGAUGUGAAGAAUCUAUGGAGCCGGAAUGUCGCCGUAGAGGUUUGUUAG
This is a messenger RNA of Chaetomium fimeti, 1940 nucleotides long. RefSeq lists its product as uncharacterized. Gene Ontology annotation, biological process: regulation of DNA-templated transcription. The coding region runs from base 480 to 1940 and encodes 486 amino acids. The transcript has 4 exons. Gene Ontology annotation, molecular function: zinc ion binding; DNA-binding transcription factor activity, RNA polymerase II-specific. The record is from RefSeq and is a predicted model, not a curated record. NCBI's taxonomy places the organism in Eukaryota, Fungi, Ascomycota, Sordariomycetes, Sordariales, Chaetomiaceae.